UGAUUCCUGAUUCUUCUUAUUCUCCUCUCCUCUACAACUCUACUCCUCUUUCUCUGGAUUACGCCAUUUUGGAGUGCAAUCGCCGUCUUUGUUUCAAAUCUUACAGAAAAUGGCAGACAAUGAUGAUCUUUUGGACUACGAAGAUGAGGAGCAGCCAGAACAGGCCGUAGUAGACGGAUCUGGGGAUCCUCCCAAGAAAGAGGUCAAAGGAACCUACGUCUCAAUUCACAGUUCAGGGUUUCGAGAUUUCCUCUUGAAACCAGAAAUCUUAAGAGCUAUUGUUGACUGUGGUUUUGAACAUCCGUCCGAGGUUCAACACGAAUGUAUACCUCAAGCAGUGCUUGGAAUGGACAUCUUAUGUCAGGCUAAGUCUGGAAUGGGUAAAACGGCUGUUUUUGUGUUGGCAACACUUCAACAGCUCGAGAACACUUCUGACAACCAUGUCUACGUCUUGGUAAUGUGUCACACCCGAGAACUGGCAUUCCAGAUCAGCAAAGAGUACGAGCGCUUCUCAAAAUACAUGCCUCAGAUUAAGGUGGGAGUCUUUUUCGGUGGUCUGCCAAUUCAAAAGGACGAGGAAGUUUUGAAAAACAAUUGUCCGCAUAUAGUGGUGGGAACUCCAGGACGUAUCCUUGCUUUGGUGCGCAACAAGAAGUUAAACCUGAAACAUUUGAAGCACUUUGUUCUUGAUGAGUGUGACAAAAUGUUGGAACUAUUAGACAUGAGAAGAGACGUCCAGGAGAUAUUCAGAGAAACUCCACACAGCAAGCAAGUGAUGAUGUUCAGCGCAACACUCGGCAAGGAGAUCAGGCCUGUCUGCAAAAAAUUUAUGCAAGAUCCUAUGGAAGUCUACGUUGACGACGAAGCCAAGCUGACACUUCAUGGACUCCAGCAGCAUUAUGUCAAACUGAAGGAGAAUGAGAAGAACAAAAAACUGUUUGAACUUUUAGACAUACUUGAGUUCAAUCAGGUGGUCAUCUUUGUCAAGUCAGUGCAGCGCUGCAUGGCGUUGGCAACUCUUCUCUCUGAGCAGAACUUCCCUGCCGUCGCCAUCCAUCGAGGAAUGCUCCAGGAGGAAAGACUGAAGAAAUAUCAGGAGUUCAAGGAUUUCCAAAAGCGUAUUCUGGUGGCCACGAAUCUGUUUGGUAGAGGUAUGGACAUAGAGAGAGUCAACAUUGUGUUCAACUAUGACAUGCCUGAGGAUACAGACACAUACUUGCACAGAGUGGCGCGAGCUGGUCGAUUUGGUACCAAGGGACUUGCCAUAACAUUUGCGAGCGAUGAAAACGAUGCCAACAUCUUGAACAACGUGCAAGACAGAUUCGAUGUAAACAUCACUGAACUCCCCGAAGAAAUUGACCUCUCAUCCUACAUUGAAGGACGUUAAACAGCAAGACAGUUGACAUCAGUUAUGGUGAAGAUAUGCAACCAGAAGUUCAAUUCGACCAUUACCAAUUAAUUUGUAUUAAUGUUAGUUUAUCAAUAUAAUGCAAUAUGGCAUUCUUAAAGUGUGACAUUUCCCUAUUUUACAAUUAAAUGGUGUUAUAAAAGUGAUCGGGAAGUGAUUUUCUUUUGUUCCAUGAACAAGGUUAUUCUGUACGAAUGUAACCAAUAAAUGUUUUCUAUCUUCUA
Macrosteles quadrilineatus (aster leafhopper) is the source of this 1632-nucleotide messenger RNA. RefSeq names its product ATP-dependent RNA helicase WM6 (gene Hel25E). Bases 110 to 1387 code for a protein of 425 amino acids. The record is from RefSeq and is a predicted model, not a curated record. Gene Ontology annotation, biological process: mRNA export from nucleus; mRNA splicing, via spliceosome. NCBI's taxonomy places the organism in Eukaryota, Metazoa, Arthropoda, Insecta, Hemiptera, Cicadellidae. Gene Ontology annotation, molecular function: RNA binding; ATP binding; RNA helicase activity. The transcript has 11 exons.